AUGGGAUUAUUAAUCCUGGCCCAGAAUAAAGGAGGCAGCAGUCUCCAUGCAGACCCCUCGGCGAAAGGAAGUAUUCAGUCACACACCUACCUUCAAGGGCUGCACCGGACUGGGGCUUGAACCAGAUGGAGUUCAGAGCAGCUCCUUACAAGUGUGCUCCCUGCAGGAGAUUCGUGGGGGAUCCUUGCCUUCCUGUGUGCCACGCUCUGGAACCUGCCUGUGGUGCCCGCACUGAACAGCACGGACCAAGUGACUACCAGACAGUCCAUCCAGCAGAUGUACGACCUCACUCGCUAUCUGGAACACCAGCUGCACACGCUUGCGGCCACUUAUCUCAACUACUUGGGGCCACCAUUCAAUGAGCCAGACUUUGACCCUCCCCGGAUCAUCGGGGUGGAGGCUGUGCCGAGUGCCACCGUGGACAUUCAGGAAUGGCACAGCCUGAACGACAACGCCCGACUCGCAGCCAAUUACCAGGCGUACAGCCACCUGUUGAGCUACCUGAGGACCAUGGAUGGAGCAGCCCCGGCUGCUGUGCCAACAUUGCGCCACAGCCUCGCCCAUUUCCGUGCCAGCCUGCAAGGGCUGCUGGGCUCCAUCGGUGGCAUCAUGGCUUCCCUGGGCUACUCACUUCCGACAGCACAGCCUCCUGCGACACCUGCCCCUCGAGGCAACUUCCUGCGCAAGAUGGACGACUUUUGGCUCCUCAAAGAGCUGCAGACCUGGCUGUGGCGCUCGGCCAAGGACUUCAACAGGCUGCGCAAGCGGGUGCCACCUUCAGCCAUUGUGCUGCACCUUGACACCAGGGGCUUCUGACCCCUGCUCAAAACUGGUCUUUCCCUGUCUUCGCCUCAUCCACUGAUGCCAUCCUUGUCCUCUUGAGGCUUUGGGCUUCCCAGUGCUUUCCAAUCCCCAACCC
This is a messenger RNA of Varanus komodoensis (Komodo dragon), 919 nucleotides long. It is a transcript of the gene CLCF1, whose product is annotated as cardiotrophin like cytokine factor 1. The record is from RefSeq and is a predicted model, not a curated record. NCBI's taxonomy places the organism in Eukaryota, Metazoa, Chordata, Lepidosauria, Squamata, Varanidae. The transcript has 3 exons.